Molecule: messenger RNA, 1405 nt
Organism: Centropristis striata (black sea bass)
Lineage: Eukaryota; Metazoa; Chordata; Actinopteri; Perciformes; Serranidae
Gene: nudc
Product: nudC nuclear distribution protein
Exons: 9
Coding region: 134-1144 (336 amino acids)
Biological process (GO): protein folding
Cellular component (GO): cytoplasm
Source: RefSeq, a predicted model, not a curated record
GAUCUUGCGUGGGCGGGGCUUGUUUCCAGGAAGUAAGUAGCGUGACUGCGGGCCUCAUAUUGUCGCAAAUUCAACUUUUUCCUUGUCAUCCGCACAGUUUAUAUUUUAUUCAACCGUUUGUUAAUCUACCAAUAUGGGUGAUGAUGAAGAAAAGUAUGACGGCAUGUUGCUUGUUAUGGCGCAACAACACGAAGGAGGGAUACAAGAGUUAGUAAACACAUUUUUCAGCUUCCUCCGCCGCAAAACUGACUUUUUCACCGGUGGAGAUUCAGGUGCUGCAGAGCAGCUAGUCAAAGAUGCCUUCGCCAACCACAGUCAGCUAGCGCUAAAGUCCCAAAAAGAAAAGGAGAAGAAGCAGGAGAAGGAAAGGAAAGAGAAAGCCGAAAGAGCUGCCAAGCUUGCAGAGGAGGAGGAGAAGAAAAAGAAAAAAGCAGACGGUCCCAGAAUUCAGGAGCUGACUGAUGAAGAAGCAGAGAAACUUCAGUCUGAACUUGACAAGAAAAAGAAGGAAGAGGAGAAAAAGGAGAAGGCAACAAAAAACGCAGAAAAUUCAUCCGACAAAGUAGAGAAAGAGAAGGGGUCUGAGUCAGAAGGAGAGGAGGAUGAGAAAGACAAAGAUAAACUGAAGCCCAAUGCAGGAAACGGAGCUGAUCUGCCAAACUACAAGUGGACACAAUCCCUGUCUGAAGUUGAUCUGGUCGUGCCUUUUGAUGUGAAGUUCCGCAUUAAGGGGAGAGAUGUAGUGGUGGACAUCCAGCGGCGCUCCAUCAAGGUGGGCCUGAAGGGACACCCUCCUGUUAUUGAAGGCCAGUUUUACAACGAGGUGAAGGUGGAAGAAAGCUCCUGGCUCCUCGACGACGGCAAGAUCGUUACAGUCCACUUGGAAAAGAUUAAUAAAAUGGAGUGGUGGAGCAAGAUUGUGACCACAGAUCCAGAAAUAAACACCAAGAAAGUCUGUCCAGAGAACUCAAAGCUGUCAGACCUGGACGGAGAGACUCGCGGUAUGGUGGAGAAGAUGAUGUAUGACCAGAGACAGAAAUCAAUGGGCCUGCCUACAUCUGAAGAGCAGAAAAAACAAGACAUUCUUAAAAAGUUCAUGGCUCAGCACCCAGAGAUGGAUUUCUCUAAAGCCAAAUUCAGCUGAGACCUGCUGCAGAAUCCACAUCACGCCUCAUGUGCAUCAUAUCAGAGCCAACGCCAGGCACCAGCCGACCCCCACCUUCUUUUGUGCUCUCCAUACCGGACAUGGUUUUGUUGACUAACAUGUCUUAAGUCCAUAGCUUCGUUUUUGUUUUCAUGAUAAAAAGGUUGAUGACUGUAAUGCCCACAUUCUCUCUUUGCAUGUCGUCUCAAUAUUUAAAGUGUCUGGAUUUUUUUUAAAUAAAGAAAUUUAAAAUCACAGUGA